AUGGCAGACGAAGAAUACGACGCUGAGCACGCCGCUGAGCUCAAGAGAAAGAGAGCCUUCCGCAAGUUCUCUUACCGAGGAAUUGACCUCGAGCAACUCCUCGACCUCACCUCCGAGCAACUUCGCGAUGUCGUCCACGCUCGUGCCCGCAGAAGGUUCAACCGCGGUCUUAAGCGUCGCCCAAUGGGUUUGAUCAAGAAGCUCCGAAAGGCCAAGCAGGAGGCCAAGCCCAAUGAGAAGCCCGACAUUGUCAAGACCCACCUCCGUAACAUGAUUGUUGUCCCAGAAAUGAUUGGCAGCGUCAUUGGUAUCUACUCUGGAAAGGUCUUCAACCAGGUUGAAAUCAAGGCUGAGAUGGUUGGACACUACCUCGGAGAAUUCUCUAUCUCUUACUCGCCUGUCAAGCACGGUCGUCCCGGUAUCGGUGCUACCCACUCUUCCCGUUUCAUUCCUCUCAAGUAA
This is a messenger RNA of Orbilia oligospora ATCC 24927, 462 nucleotides long. RefSeq lists its product as uncharacterized. Gene Ontology annotation, cellular component: cytosolic small ribosomal subunit; ribosome. The coding region runs from base 1 to 462 and encodes 153 amino acids. Gene Ontology annotation, molecular function: RNA binding; structural constituent of ribosome. The transcript is spliced from 5 exons. The record is from RefSeq and is a predicted model, not a curated record. NCBI's taxonomy places the organism in Eukaryota, Fungi, Ascomycota, Orbiliomycetes, Orbiliales, Orbiliaceae. Gene Ontology annotation, biological process: ribosomal small subunit assembly; translation.